Messenger RNA from Galeopterus variegatus (Sunda flying lemur), 3337 nucleotides. RefSeq names its product Ras association and DIL domains (gene RADIL). Gene Ontology annotation, molecular function: GTPase binding. Gene Ontology annotation, cellular component: microtubule. Bases 1 to 3072 code for a protein of 1023 amino acids. NCBI's taxonomy places the organism in Eukaryota, Metazoa, Chordata, Mammalia, Dermoptera, Cynocephalidae. Gene Ontology annotation, biological process: neural crest cell migration; substrate adhesion-dependent cell spreading; signal transduction. The transcript has 13 exons. The record is from RefSeq and is a predicted model, not a curated record.
AUGUUUUAUGGGACUCACUUCAUCAUGUCUCCACCCACCAAGAGCAAGCUGAAGCGGCAGAGCCAGCUCUUGUCUAGCAUGCUGUCCCGGACACUGAGCUACAAGUGUCGGGACCUGGACCCCACCUUGUCCAGCCUGGGUUCCUGCGAUGACCCUGCUGAACUUUCCACCCAGCUCUCGGCCCCUGGGGUCCUGAAGGUUUUUGGGGACAGUGUCUGCAUGGGCACCCACUACAAAAGUGUCCUGGCCACUGCCACCUCUAGUGCCCAGGAACUGGUGAAGGAGGCACUGGAGCGUUAUGCCCUGGACCCCGAGUGUGCCAGACAGUAUGUGCUGUGUGAUGUGGUGGGCCAGGCCGGGGACCCCGGGCAGCGGUGGCAGGCCCAGUGCUUUCGAGUGUUUGGGGACAAUGAGAAGCCCCUCUUGAUCCAGGAAUUAUGGAAGCCCCGAGAAGGUUUAUCACGGAGGUUUGAGCUGAGAAAGAGGUCAGAUGUGGAAGAGCUGGCAGCCAAGGACGUGGAUACCAUCACGGCAGGGAUAAACGCUCAAGCCCGGAGGCUGCAGCGGAGCCGUGCGAAAGGAACCCCAGCCCCGGCCCUGGGGGUUGCUCAGAGCACCCCUCCACCCCGGCUGCGCCGCACAGUCAGUGAGACCAGCCUGAGCCCGGCUGGCACCCUGCCCGACGCCACCCAGGACCCCGAGGAACCUGGCCAGGACGCCAUGCGCUACUCUCUGUACCAGUCCCCACACCUGCUGCUCCUGCAGGGCUACAGCCAGCAGCACGACAGCUUGGUGUAUGUGCUCAAUCGGGAGCGGCACACGGUGGGCCAGCGGACCCCGUCCAGCAAGCCCAGCAUCAGCCUCUCGGCGCCCGAUAUCCUGCCCUUGCACUGCACCAUCCGCCGGCACCCGCCCCCGCCCCCGGGCAGCAGCCAGGCCGGCGGGAUGCUGGUGCUGGAGCCCAUCCCCGGGGCGCCUGUGUCGGUCAACUUCUCCGAGGUGGGGCGGAGGACGGUGGUGCUGCACCAUGGGGACCUGCUUUCCCUGGGCCUCUACUACCUGCUGCUGUUCAAGGACCCUGCGCAGGCCCAGCUGCUGCCCACCCAGGCCCUGGCUCAUCUCCGCUCCAUGCCACAGAGCUGCAGGCUGUGCGGCGCUGAGCUCAGGGCCCAAGGCAUCGCUUCUGCCUCAUCAGCUGUUCUGCCCCAGCGGAGGCAGUUGCACCUCGAGUUUGAGUCCGACCUGGAGGAUAUGCUGCUACAAAGGAUCAUGACACUGAUCGAGCCCGGGGGCGAUGACCACAAGCUGACCCCUGCCUUCCUCCUCUGCCUCUGCAUCCAGCACUCGGCCACCCACUUCGAGCCAGGCACAUUUGGACAGCUCCUGCUCAAGAUAGCCAAGAUGAUCCGUGAGACAGUCUGGGAAAAAACCAAAGAACUAGCAGAGAAGCAGGUGCAACUCCAGGAACCCAUCUCCUUGGCCAGCUUUUCCAUGGCUGACCUAGUUCCAGACCUGCAGCACAUUCUUUUCUGGAUGUCUAACUCCAUCGAGCUCCUGUACUUUAUCCAGCAGAAAUGCCCACUCUACAUGCAGAGCAUGGAGGAGCAGCUGGAUGUCACAGGCUCGAAGGAGUCACUGUUUUCCUGCACACUGACGGCCAGCGAGGAGGCCAUGGCGGUGCUGGAGGAGGUGGUGCUAUACUCCUUCCAGCAGUGCGUGUACUACAUCUCCAAGUGCCUGUACGUCUGCCUCCCAGCCCUCUUGGAGUGCCCCCCGUUCCAGACGGAGUGCCGGGAGAGCUGGUGCGUGACACCUGCACUGCCAGAGGAGGUGCGCCGCGUCGUGUCUGUCUACCAGGCGGCCCUGGACCUCCUGCGGCAGCUGCAGGUGCACCCCGAGGUUGCCUCCCAGAUGCUCGCCUACCUGUUCUUCUUCUCCGGCACUCUGCUCCUCAACCAGCUCCUGGACAGGGGCCCCUCCCUGAGUUGUUUCCACUGGCCUAGAGGUGUCCAGGCCUGCACCCGCUUGCAGCAGCUCCUGGAGUGGACAAGGAGCACCGGCUGCGGGGUGGCUGGAGAGCACUUCUUCCGGAAGCUCUCCUGCACCCUCAACCUGCUGGCCACUCCCAGCGCCCAGCUUAUCCAGGAUGUCCUGGAGUCCUAUGAAAACCCCCCACCCAUUGUUCUGCCAAGUGAGGGCUUCCAGGUGGAUUUGGAAGCAGACUGUCUGGAUGACCGCAUCUACCAGCACAUCCUCUAUAUCCGCCAUUUUCUGUGGAGCCUGCGGAGCAAAGCCAGCCCUGGCGGCGGGCCUGCCCAGCCAGAGUGCCUGGAGGACGCCAACCACACCAUCCCGGAGGGGCACCUGGAUGCCCAGAGCUGCCCCCUGGCUUCCAGGGACCCCAGCAGGGGAGCCCGAGAAGCCACCUUGGCACACUCUCUUCCUUCUGCCAGGGCUCCUCUGGCACAGGGCCCCCUGGGAAGGCAGCCAGGCCGCGGGGGCCGUGGGGGUUCCCAGGCCGGACCCCUGCACAUGGACUCCUCAUGCCUGCUCACACCUCCCAGCACCCCACUUGGACUUGAGCCCAGAGGCCCUGACUGGACAGAGCUCAGCAGCAACUGCGGGAAGGCGCUUCUGGAAGGGCAGAGGAAUGGCCCGUGCGGUCCCCGGGAAGCAGCUCCGGAAGGAGACUCUGUGGCCCCCAUGGAUGAGCCGCCUCUGGCCACUUCGAGCCGCAGCUCCAGCACCGAUGACUUCUGCUACGUCUUCAUGGUGGAGCUGGAGCGAGGCCCCUCGGGGCUGGGAAUGGGCCUGAUCGAUGGGAUGCACACGCCCCUGGGCACCCCAGGGCUCUAUAUCCAGACCCUGCUGCCAGGCAGCCCCGCAGCAUCUGACGGGCGGCUGUCGCUGGGAGACCGCAUCCUGGAGGUGAACGGCAGCAGCCUGAUGGGCGUCGGCUACCUGAGAGCUGUCGAUCUGAUCCGACACGGCGGGAAGAAGAUGAGGUUUCUGGUUGCCAAGUCUGAUGUGGAAACAGCCAAGAAAAUCCGCUUCUGCACGCCCCCUCCCUAGGGUGGUCGCGCCCCGCUUCCCUGAGCUUCUGUAGGUGACGCUGACCUUCAUCGAGCUGUUCGUUGUUUUUUAAAAGUAAUGAGUCAAGUUCUCCUUUGGUGGCAUCGCCUUCAGGACAUACCCUGUUGAUAAUGUACAUCUUGGUGUAUAUUUUAUUUAUAUGACAGAUAACACUAAGUUGUGAUGUUUAUUACAGAGCUUUUAUGUUUAAAGGCUUUAAUGAGAAGUGUAGAUUCAGUAAACUUUCUUUCAUAUUCUUAGAGAG